Molecule: messenger RNA, 885 nt
Organism: Lasiosphaeria miniovina
Lineage: Eukaryota; Fungi; Ascomycota; Sordariomycetes; Sordariales; Lasiosphaeriaceae
Product: FluG domain-containing protein
Exons: 2
Coding region: 1-885 (294 amino acids)
Source: RefSeq, a predicted model, not a curated record
AUGAUGCGCCACGACCCGAAGUGGGCUACGUUCAACAGCGCAUACAUCAACGAGAAUGUUCGGUUCCACCUUCAGAACGCGUUCUUGGAGGAGCCGACCGAGGACAGUCUACUCGCAAUGCUUACGCAUAUCGGCCUUUCGCGCGACCCUCGCGCGAGCAAAGACAUGGUUCCCAAUGAUAUCGAAGCGCUGAAGGCGGAGAGGGCACAGCUCAAAGGCGGCCGGCACCGGAUCAAGGGCUCGGAAAACGAGGGCAAGAUUCGAGAACUGACCAAGUUGAUCGCGACCAAGGAGCAGCAGCGGAAGACAGCUAUCCGGCGAGAUUACCGGAAACAUUACUUUUAUAACCGCCCGACAUGGGACAUGGAUGCCGAUGGGCAAGAGAGGGAGUACGUCAAGCCGGCCGUCGACCUGCAGAUCACCGAGCGCGCUCAGCUCGCCGAGAUCCUCUGCAACCAGCCGGACAACUUGGGCCCCGCAGAGCUCCUCGAACUCCGGAUCCGGGCGGACGAGCUGAUGGUCAUCCUGUGCGACAAACGGGAGACGGCGAGGCCGGGCCGCAUCCGACGGAGGGCGCAGGCGCAGGCCGACGUCACGGUGGAGGAGUCUCCUGGGCCGGACCCCUCUCCGCUCCUGAUGGACAGGAAGCAAUGUCCACGCUGCAUCAGAGAUGAGACCCUGUCCCAUGGGGAACGGACGUUCAAGUACUGUCGACCAGCGGUGAUGUACGACCAUUUCGAUAGGAAGCACGCGCAACAGCUAGGCGACGUGAAGCGGAUGCUGUGCAACCACCCGAAGUGCAAGGGGGAGGCGCUGGAGUUCAAGCACUUAGACCAUUUCAAGAAUCAUGUCGAGAGCGUCCACGGCGUCAGACUACGGGCCUGA